CAGAGCCAUGCCUAUAUUAGUCAUCACAUUUCUCAAGCCCCACGCUUCCCAUCUCUCUCUCUUGCGCGUCGCCAAGCCGAACGCUAUCCUUCUCAACGCUCCACCGCCGUUGAGCCGCCGCCGCAGGUUCAGUCGAACAACCGCCUCUGCGGUGAACACUUCUUUAGUUCAACAAAAUUCCUCGACAAUCGCCAGCGACGAGCCGCAGAAAGUUUCUGUUCUAACAUUUCAACAUGCUAUUCAAAGGCUCCAGGAAUAUUGGGCGUGGGUUGGAUGUGCAGUGAUGCAAUGCAGCCGCACGGAUGCUAGAACGGGACUAUGGAUCCAUUGACAUACUUAAAAGUUCUUGGUCCAGAACCAUGGAAUGUUGCGUAACUAUACUUAUUGA
Messenger RNA from Theobroma cacao (cacao), 388 nucleotides. The record is from RefSeq and is a predicted model, not a curated record. Lineage: Eukaryota; Viridiplantae; Streptophyta; Magnoliopsida; Malvales; Malvaceae.